GCGGGCCUUCUGCUGGCAAGACGACCUUCAUCAGAAGAGCUGCUGAGUUGAUGGGUCAGCAAGAGCCUGUCUUCCUGUUCUGUGAUGAGACAGACAUUAAGAUGUUACUGGGUGCAUACGUGUGUGGUGAGACUGUCGGGGAGUUUGUUUGGCGACCUGGCGUUGUCACUGAAGCUUUGCAACAGGGGAGAUGGCUUGUGCUAGAAGAUGUGGAUAGAGUACCUGCAGAGGUGCUGGCAGCUCUACUGCCCUUUUCAUCAUCGAGACGCUUGGUCAUUCCUGAAAGGAACCAGUGCAUCGAUGCGCACAAGGACUUCCACCUUUUUGGAACGUUCUCUUCUGGUUCACAGCCUGUGCUUUGGCAAUCCUUCGAGAGCGCCGGCGGAACAGAAGGUCAUGUCAUUGGAUCCCAUUUGGCUGGCAUUGGUGGCAGGGUUCCGCCGUUGGUCUCUGCCUGGACUCGGGUCCAGCUUGCCCCGCUACUACAGACUCACUUGGCAGAGUUGGUUGAUGGUCUUUACCCUGAGUUUACGCCGUUGAAUGCUCGAUUGCUGGAGUCUGCUGCAGUACUACAGCAGCAGGCUCAUCAAGCUGGACCUGCGUUGGGGUCUGGACCCGCAACGGGUCCGCGUGACAUCCUGCGCUGGUGCGCACGUUUGCGCAAGGCGCAAUUGGUCUUAAGUCCAACCUUUACGGAGGAGAGCCGUGCAGUCCUCUUACGCGAAGCGCUGCAGGUGUGUUGCUGGGCCGAGUGGCAGACCUUCGGCAUCGCCGUUCGUGACACAGGAACUGGAAAGACUUCAGUAGUCCAGCACGUUGGACGCUUGCUUGGCAGAGAGGUGUUGGUUUACAACUUCAAUGAGCAAAGCGAGAGCACUGAGCUGGUUGGUGGAUUUCGGCCUGUCGACAAUGUGAUGCAGCUUAUGUCGGAGCUAGUUGAGAGCUUCUGCUUGACCUUUGAGAAGUCUUUCUCUCGCCGAAAGAAUGCCAAGCUUUUGGAGAAGCUGCGCAGCGACUUUCUCGAUCGCCGUUGGGCAGCAGUCCUCAAUGAUGUGGGCAGCAUUGUCAGCAAGGCCAAGCAGACUCUUUGUGAUCCCGUCACACAAGCGUCGAAGGGUGUCAAGGGAACCCAGCUGGCUUUUGAGUGGGAGCGAAUAGACUCAUUACAUCAGAAAGCAAGCUCUGUCACAGCAGCAGGUUCAGCUCCAAAGUUUGAGUUCAAAGAAGGCUUGCUAGUCCAGGCCUUGCGCUCGGGCGCUUGGGUCGUUCUGGACGAAAUCAACUUGGCUCCCUCCGACCUUUUGCAGCGAAUUCAGGGGCUCAUCGAGCGAGCGCCAGGAGCUCAUUUGGCCUUGCCGGAGUCUGGCAACGAGCGAGUGCUGCCGCAUGCCGAUUUUAGGUUAUUCGCUUGCAUGAAUCCGCCUCGCUUGCCCCCUCCUCCUGAAGAUACGGAGUCUGCGGAGCAGGCGCAAAGUGCUCCACCUGGCGCCCGAGCUGGGCAAGCCGCAGGAAAGAAGGAGUUGCCUCCUGGAAUUCGAGGGCGUUUUACUGAAAUCUUUGUUGACGAGGCAGGUGAGUGUAUUCCUUGA
Durusdinium trenchii is the source of this 1589-nucleotide messenger RNA. NCBI's taxonomy places the organism in Eukaryota, Dinophyceae, Suessiales, Symbiodiniaceae. The record is from the annotation of a GenBank genome assembly.